AUGGGUUCCUUGCAAUCCCCAGAUAAAGAGGCCCAGUUCUCAAAGGAGCCAUUUGAAAAGAUCUCGAGCCAUGACGAAGGGCUUCCAACACGACAGGCCUUACUCGAGGCCCUCAAGGCAGAGAAGCCCUCCCCUUGGUCGCCAAACCUGAGGAAACUAUACGUCUUCUGCGUAAUCGCGUUUCUUUGCUCGUCGAUGAAUGGAUAUGAUGGGUCUAUCUUCGGAUCUCUUCCUGCGCUGGAUUCCUUCAGAAAACAGUUUGGAGUUCAGAAAAACGGUGCCAAAAUUGGUUACAUCUCGGCAAUGUACACAGUUGGAGCAAUCUGCUCAUUGCCAUUCAGUGGACCGGCCUGCGAUAUUCGUGGCAGGAAAUGGGGAACCUUCAUCGGUUGUGUUAUUGUCGUCGCUUGCACUUUUGUUUCCGCCACAGCCCGAGGUGUACCGCAAUUCGUUGCUGGUCGAUUCUUCCUGGGCUUCGGAGUCAACAUUAUUCGAUCUACAAGCUCUAUUUGGUGUGCGGAGGUCUGCCCACCUGCUUACCGUGGAAUCAUCAUGGCGUUUUAUAACUGCACAUACGCCGUCGGCUCCCUCAUUGCUGCUGGCGUGACCAGAGGAUCUGCUGGGUAUGAAGGCAACAAGUCGUGGCAGAUUCCGUUGUGGUGCCAAAUGAUAUGUCCGGGAAUUGUCCUGUUGACCGUCCUUUUCUUCCCCGAGUCCCCUCGAUGGCUAUUCUCACACGGCAAAGAGGAACAAGCCUGGGAAUUCUUGGCUUACUACCACGGAGAAGGAAACCGUGAUCACCCGUUGGUGCAAUUGCAACUACAAGAGUAUAGGGAAUUUAUCUCGCUUUCCGGCUCGGAUAAGCGCUGGUGGGACUUUAGCGACUUCUACAAAACCAAGGCAGGGAGGUGGCGAUUCAUCAAUGCUCUCAUUACAGGAAUAUGGGGACAAUGUAGUGGAAACGCAAUAGUAUCGUACUAUUUGCCUGCAAUGCUCCUCACCACCGGCAUCACCGAGUCGGAGCAAGUGUUGAAUGUCAAUCUAGGCUAUACCGUGGUCUCCACAGUGGCUUCAUACUUGGGUGCUAGCCAGAUUGAGAGAAUGGGCCGUCGUCCAACCAUCAUUUGGACAGCAGUCGCCUGUUCGAUAUGCUUCGCAUGCCUUACAAUCGGCUCUGGGUUGUACGCUCACACUCAUGCUCCUCCAGCGGCUUCCGCUGGUAUUGCAUUCAUCUUCAUCUUCGGAUUCUGCUACAACUUUGGAAUGACACCGCUACAGGCGUUAUACCCAGUCGAAGCCUUGUCCUACGAAACUCGCGGCAAGGGCGUUGGUCUUACAUUCUCCAUCGCCCAUGGAUUCACGCUUCUCAACCAGUUUUGCUUCCCUGUGGCCCUCCAAAGGAUUGGCUGGUAUACUUAUAUCGUCUUCAUCGUUUGGGAUCUCUUUGAAGCCACCGUGAGCUACUUCAUUUCAGUCGAAACUAAAAAUCACACCUUGGAGGAAUUGUCGGAGAUUUUCGAGAGCCCAAACCCAGUCAAGGCUUCCCUGCAAAAACCGCUUGACUGA
Messenger RNA from Penicillium cataractarum, 1566 nucleotides. RefSeq lists its product as uncharacterized. The coding region runs from base 1 to 1566 and encodes 521 amino acids. Lineage: Eukaryota; Fungi; Ascomycota; Eurotiomycetes; Eurotiales; Aspergillaceae. Gene Ontology annotation, biological process: carbohydrate transport; transmembrane transport. Gene Ontology annotation, molecular function: carbohydrate:proton symporter activity. The transcript is spliced from 2 exons. The record is from RefSeq and is a predicted model, not a curated record. Gene Ontology annotation, cellular component: membrane.